Molecule: messenger RNA, 1569 nt
Organism: Closterium sp. Naga37s-1
Lineage: Eukaryota; Viridiplantae; Streptophyta; Zygnematophyceae; Desmidiales; Closteriaceae
Source: the annotation of a GenBank genome assembly
AUGCGCAUCGACAAGGAGCACCCCAACGCGUGGCACACGUACCUCAAGGUGAUGGAGAGCAUUCGAGACAACAUCACGGAGGAGGUGCUGCUGAAGGAGGUGCAGCACAUUCGCAGCCUGCCCGUCAGUCGUUUCGCAAUGGCUUCUCGCCUCCAGUCCGUCGCCGCCCACGGCGUCGCCACCACAUCGUGCAGCGCGGUUACCACUUCGCCUGUCACGUCGACUGCGACGGGAACCGGCAGGUGCAAUGCGGUCCACUCGUGUCGCCUCACCGCCAAUCCCGCCGCAAAUCUCGCCGGGUCUGCCGCAGGAUGCUCUCGUCAGCAGCAAUCUCAUUCACUCGCCAGCUGUUCCGCGUUAAGCGGAGCCUCCGCGUGGCGGCAGCUCUCAGCCGCGCAGAUUGCGGGGAAUGCAGGAGGUUCGGGGCGCGAGGUUCGGUCAGGGAUGGCAUUCGUUGUCCGUAGUGCUCUGGAGGCUUACGUCAUCACAAAGCUAGACUCUGCAGAGCGAACCUUCAAAGAACUUUCUAUUCGACUGGCAGAUCCCGAGGUGGCGUCCAACGCGACAGAGUACAUGCGCAUUGCCAAGUCAGCGGGGGAGAUCGAGGAGGUGGCGAGUGCCUAUGCGGAGUGGAAGGACAAGCAGCAGCAACUGGCUGACGCAAAAGCUCUUAUGAAGGACAGUGCAUCGGACCCGGAGAUGGCGGAGAUGGCUGGGGAGGAGGUGGGGGAGUUGGAGGCGCAGCUGGAGGAGCUGGAGGGGCGCCUCAAGGUGCUGCUGCUGCCCACCGACCCGCUUGACGCCAGAAACAUCAUGCUGGAAGUGCGGGCGGGCACAGGAGGGGAUGAGGCGGGCAUCUGGGCAGGCGACCUGGUGAAGAUGUAUGGUCGCUACGCAGACAAGAACGGGUGGCGGGUGUCUCCUGUUUCCUGCACUGAGGCGGAGAUGGGCGGGUUCAAGGAGUACGUGAUGGAGAUAGCGGGCGAGCGCGUGUACAGCAAGCUCAAGUACGAGAGCGGGGUGCACCGCGUGCAGCGCGUGCCGGCUACUGAGUCGGCAGGCAGGGUGCACACCUCCACUGCCACUGUGGCCAUCAUGCCCGAGAUAGACGAGGUGGAAGUGGUGAUCGAUCCCAAGGACAUUGAACUCACAACCGCGCGGUCAGGCGGGGCGGGCGGGCAGAACGUGAACAAGGUGGAGACGGCGGCGGAUCUGUUCCACAAGCCCACGGGCAUCCGCAUCUUCUGCACGGAGGAGCGCUCGCAGCUGAAGAACAAGAUCCGCGCCAUGCAGCUGCUGCGCGCCAAGCUCUAUGAGCGCAUGCUGCAGGAGCAACAGGACGAAGUCAGCUCUCGCAGACGAUCGCAGGUCGGCACGGGCUCACGUUCUGAGAAGAUCCGAACGUACAACUACAAGGACAACCGGGUGUCGGACCAUCGCACCAAGAUCAACUAUGACCUCGGCUCGUUCCUCAAUGGCGAUAUCGACAACGCCAUCCAGUCCAUGGUGGCCAUGGAGCAGAAGGAGAUGCUGGAGGAGCUGGCAGCGUCCGUGCAGACCACAGUUUGA